Messenger RNA from Hordeum vulgare subsp. vulgare (domesticated barley), 1085 nucleotides. RefSeq names its product WUSCHEL-related homeobox 9-like. Gene Ontology annotation, molecular function: DNA-binding transcription factor activity; DNA binding. The coding region runs from base 180 to 809 and encodes 209 amino acids. The record is from RefSeq and is a predicted model, not a curated record. The transcript is spliced from 2 exons. NCBI's taxonomy places the organism in Eukaryota, Viridiplantae, Streptophyta, Magnoliopsida, Poales, Poaceae. Gene Ontology annotation, biological process: plant organ development.
GCAUCGCUUCUGACCAGAAGAAGAUCCCGGAAGAAACAAGAUCGGUUGUACGAGAGACUAGCUAGCUAGCACAACAAAGUGGGGGUCAGAUAUAUAGUAGAGCGUUGUGAAGCAGCAGCUCGAUCGAUCGUGCAUACACGGAUCGAAGUGCUUGGCUCAAUCGAGCUAGCAUAGUGUCAAUGGAGGCGCUGAGCGGGCGGGUGGGAGUGAAGUGCGGGCGGUGGAACCCGACGGCGGAGCAGGUGAAGGUGCUGACGGAGCUGUUCCGGGCGGGGCUGCGGACGCCGAGCACGGAGCAGAUCCAGCGGAUUUCCACCCACCUCAGCGCCUUGGGCAAGGUGGAGAGCAAGAACGUCUUCUACUGGUUCCAGAACCACAAGGCCCGCGAGCGCCACCACCACAAGAAGCGCCGCCGCGUCGCCUCCCCCUCCUGCUCCCCCGACAGCAGCAGCAACGAGGAAGAGACCGGCCGUGCCGCCGAGCCAGCCGACCUCCUGCUCCAGCCCCCCGAGAGCAAGCGGGAGGCCAGAAGCUACAACCACCAUCCCCGGAUCAUGACAUGCUAUGUGAGGGAGGUGGCGGAGCAGGAGGAGGCGACGACGUGGGAGCGGCCGACGAGGGAGGUGGAGACGCUCGAGCUGUUCCCGCUCAAAGCAGCCUACGACCUGGAGCUGGAGGCGGACAGGUUCAGCCGGUACGUGAGGGGCGGCGAGCAGCAGUGCAGGGAGAUCUCCUUCUUCGACGUGGACACAGGACGGGAUCCGCCGCUGGAGCUCAGGCUCUGCAGCUUCGAUCGGUAUCUAGUCUAGAAGAUCAACGACGCACGCACGCACUCAUGCAUGUAGCAGCUGCUUGUAUCACCUGUCUACCUGACCAUGGAUGUCACACACGCAUCGAUAUCAUUGCCUAGUUCUUGAUUCUGGCUAUCCGCAUCAAAAGCUGUACCGGAAGGGAUACGCCAUCUGUUGUAGACGCAAGAGGCACGAGCGUAGCGUAGUACGUAGUUGCAGGCAGAAUCUGAGAGGAUCAGAAAAGAGCUCGCACAGAUUUCCACCCCGUUUUCGUUGAUAUUUUCACCAUGAGAA